This is a messenger RNA of Cutaneotrichosporon oleaginosum, 316 nucleotides long. RefSeq lists its product as uncharacterized. Lineage: Eukaryota; Fungi; Basidiomycota; Tremellomycetes; Trichosporonales; Trichosporonaceae. Gene Ontology annotation, biological process: mitochondrial respiratory chain complex IV assembly. The record is from RefSeq and is a predicted model, not a curated record. Gene Ontology annotation, cellular component: mitochondrion.
UUCUGUUUCGCCUCCACCCAUCUAUGACCACCGGAGCAUAAUGUCGCCUCCUCUCGCGUGCCAGCGCGAACGCGACGAGCUCGCACAGUGUAUUCUGCGGACGGACUGCGUGCUCAAGCAAGGCAAGUCGCCAAAAGAGUGCCUCAGCAAUAAGGACAACUUGCCACUGCAGUGCCAGCACCUCCUCGCGUCGUUCUCGGACUGCAAGCGUGGAUUGCUCGACAUGCGCCGCCGCUUCCGCGGAAACCACCUGAGCGACGAAGCGAAGCGCGGCGGCGCGCCCGCCGACGCCGCCCUGGGAAGCAAGUAGAUGUAG